AGAACACGAUUUUUUUUUGCGCCAGCAGCCAGGAUCGAUGAUCCACAUUGCCUUCUCUAUCUUACCACUUAAGAUUACUUUCCCUCUCUAGCAAAUUGAGAUGCUUCAUAUACCUUCGUUCACUCUGUAUUUUCUUGAAACCAUGGAGGCGCUUGUGAUCCAAGAAAUUAUGACGCUCGUGGAUCCACGCUGCAAAGAUCGAUGUCAGCUGAGGCGCCUCUAGUUGUAUUUUUAUAGUAAUUUAUAAUAGGGGAUGCACUGACUUCUUUCAAAAAAUUUGAUAUCAUGAGCCAUGAUAUAAUAUUUAUAAAGCUAGCCGUAGCCCCCAGGUGUGGUUCCCCAGGGUGAAGAUUCGACGAGAGCACGACUCGCCUGCUAGAUCUGCACUCACUCGGAUACCCGGCACCUUCUGAAACUUUCAAAGUUUCGCAUGAAGUCCGCGCGCCUUCUCUCAGGGGAACGGCCGGCGACGGGGCUCGGCUUGCUCUCAUGUUUCUGCCUGCGGACACGCCGACACCAGGGCAACAAGACCGCCCGCCCCCCGUAUCCUUACGGGGGGACAGAUUCCAAACGCCCGCGGAUCGACGGCGCAGGGCUUGGCCUGUUCGCGAUUUGUGACCUGCCGGGCUGGCCAAGUGGGCAAGUGUUUGCAGCUCGCUCCGGAAGGACUCCGUCCGGUCCGAAUCUUGGAGGUGACUCGACUCUCAGGGAGGUCGUGGCCUUCAUCAGGGUGGUCGCCGCCCCGCAUGCUUAGGAGGGAAGGCCUAGGGGAGCCCUGGCAAGGUGGUGCAGCGUUGUAAAAUGGCGUGCGGCUUGUCGGUCGAUCGUGUAGCCCCUUCUGCGGCUCAUGUCGUAACCCUCAAAAUUCGCGCUCUAACUUUCAAGGCUGUUCAAGUCUUGUCUAACUCUCAAAGUUUACGCCCUAACGUUGGAAAUAAUUCAUAUCUACCAAACUGUCGAAGUUCAUUCCCUAGCGAUCUUUCAGAAUUCACGCCCUAACUUUAUAAGCCCAUGCCUUGAGAACUCUUAAAAGUCAUGGCUUGACUUUCAAAAUUCAGGCUCUACCUCUAAGCGUCAAAGUCCAGGCGUGCCACAACUUUGAGAAGUCAUGGCUUCGCCUUCAAAAUUCAUGCGUGUUAGCCUUCAAAGCUCAUGCUGCGUUGACUUUCAAAAUUCAUGGCUUAUAAACUUAAGUGCAAAAGAACCCAUCGUCUAAGAAGAUUGCGAACUCGGGUCGGAGAUUUUUUUGUCGAAGCAAGUCAUGCCCUAACUUUCAACAUUCUUUCAUGCCCUAACCUGCGCAAUUCAUGGGCAUACAUAGCAAAACUCUGCGCGUUUCCGCUUUUGCAGUGUUUUCGCGGCGUUGGUUCCCUCGCUUACUUUCAAAACCAAAACUCAAAACCUCAAAUCUUCAAGGCUGAAGCCCAAAACUUCAAGCCAUCCGAAGCUCGAAGCCCAAACUCAAAAACAAAGCCCAAGACUUGAGAUCUGAAGUCAAGGCUUGGCAUGUAAAUAACUCAAAACUCAAAAUCUUGAGCCAAAAAAUGAAAACGAAGACCCUCGCGACGUCGAGAGGUCAGCGACUGAGGCGGUUUGGUGGGGAGUAUGCGCCAGGGCCAACCUUGGCCAGCGGGUAGCCGUCGCAACCGACAGCCACAGCAAGCCCAACCCCAACCCUCGCGCCCGCGCGCUUCCAAGCCCCGCACUGCGGAACGACAACGACGCAGCCCUGCGCCUGGCUCUCCGUGCCGCCUUAGCAAGAGAGACUCGGGCCACCUGGCAGACUGGAGACGAGGCGCACCCGCGGCCGUGGGCACUCGUGUGCCAUCGGUAAGCAACGAGACCGCGGACCAGCUAGCCGCCGAGCUGUAGCAAGCUUGGCGACAUUCUCCGAGACUGAAACGGGACAGGCGACCAGCCACCGACGGACAGCACCGAAAGGAGGCAAAUGAACCAAGCAGAGGGAUAGGAGUACGCAGCGGCCGCUGUGGUGAAGCUUAUCGCUUUCGCUGCUUGCGUGUUAUGAUGGGGCGGGGCUGAGCUAGGACUAGGUGCUGGCGGCGAAGAUGAGGAAGAGGAAGGGGGAGACACGUAAGCAUGUGACGCCAAAGAGAAAGAAGACAGGGCGAAAGGAGAAAGCAUGAAGGACGGCGCAUUAACGUAUGAACGCCAGGCAGACCUACCCCGGAAGCCUCGGGUUGAAAGGAAGCGACCAAGAAUGCAAGGACGGCCACCAGGCAGCUUGACCGCGUGACACCGCUACCCACGCCAGCCGCUCCCCAUAUAUGCGGCCUGCUGCAUAGCCCGACACACACCAGAGCCGGCGGCGACAAGAAGGCAAGGACGCGCGACCAAGCCAGCCGUAACAUUCAUAGUCGCACGCAACGCCGACCAUUGCAGCAGAAAACACACAGCAAAAGAAGUCUGGCAAGGCCGUAUGCGUUGCCCGGGGCGCAUCGAUCAAUACAAACAAACAAGGCAAAGCUUUACAAGUAAAGGGAUUGACUUUACCUUCGCAUUCAGUCGUAAGCUAUUUUUUACAUUCCUUUACUCCGUCCUCGCUGUCCAGGUCGUCAUCUGUGGUCGGCAUGUGAUUCCUGCAUAGAAGGUCCAAGUAACUCGUCGCCCUCAAGUACUCGCAGCUGCGGUUCGGCUGCAGUUGAUAAGCUGAUGCUGAUCAGAGCAGCAGAGCUGGCCAGCAGGGGUCUACUAGGCUAAAAUGGACGCGUCUUGGAUGAAGAAGACUGGCGUAUUGUCUUGUAUUUCUUUGUUGUACAAACGAUCCGUUCUUUGAUGUACAUUCUUAAGCAGGAUAGGAAAAGCGCGUCUCUGCAUCUUACUAGAAAAAGUUUGAUUGCAUAGAUAGAAUCGAGGAUGAUGAUUAACGAAGGAGGAGUAUGACUCUUUGGCUGAACUUGUAUCGUCAUCGGUCAAACCACGACUCCGUCGAGCUAUCAGACCACUAGAAAGACUGUCAUGACUACUUUGACCAUAUUCAUUGAGUAUUUAGUAGAUGAAAUGAACCAAAACUUUUUAGCUUGGCGGCGCAGAAUUGGCUUCUGGCAAACGGAAUAAUCGAGAAAGACGAGGAACGUGUGGCGAGAAGGCGAAAUUAAUAGUGCAUGAUGGUGGGGAUGGGGAAAAAGUCACGGUUUAUGAGCCCACAUCUGCGAGCGAUGUCGCGGGCAGCGACCAGGAUAGGGCACAAGUAGAUGAGAGCACCGUAUUCGCACUCGCCGAGGAAGGUACCAAAAAUCGGUUAACCAGAACGAGGAGCACGUUAACAGUUUCGGAUGUUAUGGCUACAGUUAAUUUUGAUAAUGUUGAAGAAAAUAUUAUAUGAAUUCGGAUCUCGAUCUCAUAGUCAUGCUUGUCAUCUUAGCUCACAUCGAACAAGGUGUCUGUAAGUAUCUUCUUUGGUGAAUUAAAGCAAGCUUGAUUUCAAUAACUAAGCAACAACCGGCUAGUUUUCACCUCACCAAAUCUAGACUUAUCCCGUGCAACAAUAACUAAGCAACAACUACGAAGAUGAGCAUGAGUGAGGCCCACGACGUUUUUUCUUGACCCGCUUUAAGAGUGACUACACGGAUUCCGAUAAUGAUUUCUUUAGCGACGGUGAUGACGAAACCGACGAGGCAAGAAGCGACUUCGACAGCGCUGAUGUGGUAAGGUCCGGUCAUCAAGUAAUGGACUGGAGGGAAGCAAGCACAGGCCCCUUUAGGACGGCGAUGCACACUAGUAGUGAUGAACAUGAAGGUGGAUCAUGUGGCGCACGCUACGCCUGGGUGUACGCGUAUCUCCUCUUAGUUGGUUGUGGUUUGCUUGCGUCUUUUGGCUUGUUCUACAAUCAAUACAAGAGUCUAUUCCUCGCAACACCAACUAGAAGUAGUACAAGUAGUUCCACUUCUUCGCAUGGAACAAGUCAUGGUCCGAAACAUGAAAUAAAACACAUUCCUCCUCCUGUUCCUGACCCUCGCAGAGUUGUAGAAUCUGACGGCUUGUCCACCUCGUCGUCGUCCUCACGCCCUGCUUAUCCCGUUCUUCACUCAGUUAAGCGCUCCUGGCAAGUAGUAGCCUUUCCACAGCCAUAUCUUGACUGACUUAAAUCGUGUCAAGAAAUGACUAGUAGAACGUAAAUUAAAAAGAGGAGCGAGAAGUUAUAGAAAGACACUCAUGCUCAUGGUGGAUAUCAUGCGACAGUGCCGAUAGAAGAUGGAUCCUCUUCAGAAUGGAAAACUCCAUCUCUAAUGUGAAAGCUGCGACCACUGCUGAGAAACGCAAGUUCAUGGCCAAGCGGGGACCGGAUCGAGCAGGAGAAGUACUAUCUUCCGUGAAAACAACAGUGCAAGAAGAAGAGCUGCCAGUGACUGUGGCAGGUUCGGGCGUGCAUGAACAGCUUGGUAAGAACGAGAAGGGAACGCGCCAGAAUUACGGCAGAAUAUACGGCAGAGUCUGUGAUAUUAAUUCGCUUUUAGAGGUCAUUUGCAUUUUCCUUUUUGUGUUUGUGCUAUAGCAGGGGGCUCGAUAACGAUUCAUUGCGCAGGACAUAUUCUGCUCUUUCCUGAUACCUAGGACUAUCAAGGAGGGGUGGACUGAAUUGGUAACUUUUUUGUAAGUAAAGUACUAGACCUCAGCGCCCUAAUAUAGCUCUCCCCCCACGUCCACUAGAAUCCUCCACCUCCUUCAAGCGUUUCCUCCGUCGGGACGCGCCUCCCCCGCUUCUCUUCCGCCAGAUCGCGACGCCUUCCGGGCGGAGUUGAUCCGCGGAAGAGGAGUCGGGGCAGAGGUGCCGCGGAAUUUCACAGAGGAAGCAAGGCGCACCCGCGAGGUUUUUGAGAUGUUUCAAAUUUUGGCUUCUUUUCCGUAUCGCGCAAGUUUCUAUUUUUGUAGGGAGUCCAGACUGCAAAGCUUUACACUUGCAGCGCUGUAGUGGAGACUUGGAGUUGGUGCGGGUUUGGCGCUUUUAGUUUGCAGCAUUAAGCUUGCAGAUUGAAGCCCGUUGCUUUCAGGGUGAAGCUCUGAGCUUGAGGGAAGCUCUCGGCGCAAGGCUUCGGGCUUGGCGCCUUGGUUUUGAAGCUUUGGGCUUGCAGGCCAAAGCUUCCACGUUCUUGGGCUUGGCGCUUCGGCUUUGAAGUCUUGGAUUUGGAGUUUUGGGUUUCAGAUUUUUGAUUUGAGAUUUUUGCUUUGAGAUCUUGUGUUUGAGAUCUUGGGUUUGAGAUCUUGGGUUUGAGAUCUUGGAUUUGAGAUUUUGGGUUUGAGAUUUUGGAUUUGAGAUUUUGGAUUUGAGAUUUUGGAUUUGAGACUUUGGAUUUGAGGUUUUGGAUUUGAGAUUUUGGGUUUGAGAUUUUGCGCUUGAGAUCUUGGAUUUGGGAUUUUGGACUUCUGAUUUUGGAUUUUGAAUUUUGGACUUGUUUGAGUUUUGGAUUUUAAGUUUUGAACCAUCUUGAAGCUGCUUUGGGCUUGAGAUUUUGGAUUUAAAAUCUUGGAUGUAAAACCUUGGCUGUAAAAUUUUGGAUGGAAGAUUUUUGAUGUAGGGCCUUGGACGUAAAGUUUUGGAUGUAAAAGUUUGGACUUGAAAUUUUGGAUUUGGCGUGAUGAAGUGGUAGGCUUGAGAUUUUGGAAGCCUUGGCCUUGAAGUUUUGGGCGGUUUAAAAUUUCGGACUUGAAGUUGAGUUCAAGCCUUGGACUUAGCGUCUUGGACUUGAAGUUUUGGAUUUGCAAUCUCGGGUUUGGGGACUUGGGCUUGAAGUUUCGGACUUCUUUGGAACUUUCGGUUUGAAGCCUUGGACGCAACGUCUCGGGCUUUUUAAAUUUUGGGCCUUAUAUAUACGUUUUGGGCUUGAGGUCUUCGGCUUGGUUUGAAUUCUUGGACUUGCGGCGUUUUAAAGUUUUAGCCUUUGAGUUUGAACCUGAAAGGUUGAAGGCUUUGGAUUUUGGUUUUGGUUGAUAUUAAACUAAAAAAUUUUGCUACUUUUGCCGAAAGUAGAGAAGUUUUAAUUUUUUGACUCUGUCGCCUAGGUUUUUAAUCGAACUGCUUGCAGCCGACUACACCCCGCGGACAGCCUGGGCGCGCGUUUGCUGGGGUUGGUGUUAUCGUAGGCCAAUAACAUGCCACGACUGCGAAGUUCGUAAGUUUAUAAGUCCAGGAGUCUGCAGGUUUAUACGCUGGCAGGCAGCUCAUACGCUCGCGGGCUCAUACGCUGGGAACGGGAAGCUCGUAGGCCCAAAGGCUAAGUUCAUGAGCUGAGCCCAAAUGUCUGCAAGUUCGUGGGUUGCGUUCGUAAUUUACGCCCAAGCGAAGUCCAAAGGCAAAGUUCUUAGGCUCGUAGGCAGGUUCAUAGGUUCGGGGUUUUGUUGUUGCACUUGCAGUGUGUUUGGUGCAGGUGUUUUUGGUAUGGGUGCAAGCGUUUUGGGUUCAGGUGUGUUUGGUUCAGGUGUGUUUGGUUCGGAGGUUGGGAGAAGCGAAGCGUUGUUGACUUUUUUUAGCUCUUUCAUGAGUAUUAAUUUUUUUUCUCGAAGGGCUACGGCUGAUUGUGGGAGAACUUAUUGGCUAAGCCUAAGUCAACAAAUGAAGUCGCAACAUGAAACUCGCUAAUUAUAGAAAUGGAACACCGCUGGAGUGGGAAGCGUGGUAGGUGCCAAGCAUGAGGCAGCUGCAACUACAUUGGUAUGAAGGGAGGACAUUUUUGCCAAUGCAGGCACUACUAGAUGAUUUGUUGGCGGGGACGCUUCGUCUUUAUUUCUUGGUUGCAACAGAGUCACAGUCCUUUUUAAGCGGCUGGCGGCUUUCAGGCACCAAAUACGGUCAGUCUGUCAUGUAUUUCAAUUUCUUACAUAGGUGCUGUUCCUAUGAGACUUGGUAGAGCGUUGUCGAAGGAUGAAAAAUAAGAAAGCUCUAAACAAGUUGGAGCUGCAAGCUGGUGCACACGCUGAUGCAGCCUGGCCGCCUGCAGAGUUUUGGCCGCACGCUCAGGAGUACAUACGUGCCGAAAUUACUAGUAUGGCCAGCAGCAGCUUUUAAGUAAAUUUUCUUUGUGCCUCCUCCUCGUCAGUUUUUUCUGCCAGCAUGAAAAAUAUUGAGUGCUCAUAGUGCAGCAGGCUUGAGUAAGUAGAGAUAAAAGCAGCGUCUUGGAGAGACACAAGUCGUGGCCUAGAAUAUUGAUGCUCAUUUCAGUGUAGAAGCUAGCAUCAGGGACUCAAUCAUGAUCAUGAUUAUGAUGACCGCGCGAGGCCUUGUGGCCUAGAAUUCUAUGCCAUCUAAGGCGGCGACUGAAAUGGAUAAAAAGAAGCAUCCCCUUUAUGAGCAGCUUUUUCGAGCGCAGGGAAAAACGGGAGUUGUAGACCAGUACGUUAAGGCGAGGUUAUCACUAUCCCAUGUGGACAGCUAUGCUGAGUGGAGUCUUCUUUGAAGUUGGGGCGAGUUUAACGGAAGGAAAGGGAAGCCACUUCAGCGCGGAUAAUGAAAAACUACCUCUAAGUACGGUCGAGAGGUAAAUAGCUUCGGCAGUUUUAUUGUGCCUCUCGGUCUUUCUCUAGCGGCCGAACAGGAACUUACGAUGUGGGUUUAUUACUUCCUUGUAUCUUCUUUGUUUCACUUUCAGAAUAUCUUUUCUGACACACUAAGUCUAACUCAGUAUGCAUUGUCUAAUGUGAAAAAGCCUGGCUUUAGAAGACAGAGACGACAGAUAGAUGCCAUUUAGACUCUAUUUCGAGAAAUGCAGCAACACAGUCGAGGUCGAGGUGCAUGCGCUGGCGCUGGGGCUACAGCUGGUAAGACACAUGAUGACUCUCUCUACCUCUAAUCUGAAACACGAUCAGGGGAACGGGAACAAAGUUAGCGUGCAUAAGAUUCCACUCGAACCGAAAGACGGCUCACCUGGAGGCCCUUCUCUGUACAUAAUUUAUGGCUCCUCUAUUUUUGUUUGUAUCCACGUACGGUCGUUUCCUUCGUUUUCCUCCUCAUGAGAUAAGUACUUGUUAUUUUGGAAGUUUAGUUAUAGUUAGACCGUGAAGUCCGGAGCGAGCUGUAGGCUAACUGAACAGAAGCGGGCAGCGGGGGCUUUGCUCGACACUGGUGGUUCUGCAGUAUAUUCGUCAAUUAGAUUUUAAUCGUUUACUUCGAAUAUAAAGCUAUGUAAGCAUGCUUGUAAAAAGAAUCUAGUAUAAUUCACGAAUAAAUCAACUGAAAGGCAAAGUGAUGCCAUUGGUACUACCAGGGAUGCAAAACGUGUCGUAGCUCUUCUAAACAAUGCCAGGAGAACAUCACCACCGUAAUUUGCCGGAGGAUGUCCUGGGAAUAUCCACAUGUCCUGGACAAGCGACCUUUCCAAAUGUUAUGAAUUCCAAAUCAUGUUUUUAUCAUGUUGACUAAAGAAUCAAAAUCAAUCAUCAUGUUUCUCUUUUGAGAAGCAAUCAAGUUAGUUUUUGGAGGGUGAAGAUGUCACUAGUGUUAUCCUUCAUUUUGCUUACCAAACUUACUUUGGGUUAAUGUAGAAGUGAUGCAGUGUUGCACUAAACAACUAUCAAAUUUUAGUUCUGUCCGGAUCGUCCGCAUCAGCUACCAUCUCCGUAUAGCUACACGUAGUUGACAGUCGCGCCACCUAAUUUGUGCAAGGCGCACGCGAACGGGUACGAAUGCGUGACGAAGCAUCUGUCCUGGGGGACUGACCUUCGGAAGCAGAAGAACAUCGUGGAGAACUUGUUCCUUCACAUUAAGCGCUGCGCCAAAAUGUUGAUAAGUAAAACUCAUAUUAAGCAAUAGAAGUACGUAGAUAAUCCGUCUAGAUUUGUCAUGACAAUGUACUCGCUAACAACGAACUUCAAAGUAUGACGUCAUCCUCAAGGCCAAGGGAAGGUAAUACCGAGAAGAGGAUGGAAAUAUGUUGCUGCAUGAGUCAAUAGACUGUAGAAAUACGCUGUUGCUGCGACUGCGUGACGACCAUUCGGAAACCUCUAAUCAAACUCUCGCGUACCACUUUUUUCUGCACAGAAGUUAUGGCCGAUGAGGUAAUCACUAUCACGUGUGUGCCGGAGAUCCAAUUCUUUGGACCGACCAACGACAACGUGUACUUGAGCACUGUCUUUCCGAGCAGGCUCGCUUUGUUCGUCGUUUUCACGCAUUGUUUGCUUUUCGGCAAGUUUGAAAUAAUGUUCCACUGAUGUUUUUCGUGUCGAUAAAAAUUUUCACAAAAAUCUAGGAGCAACUUUGUUACGGAAAAAAUGUUGUCCUCGUCUUUUCAUAUGAGGAAAAAGAGGGGAACCGAAGGGGAGCCACUCUGCGUUGCUCGUCCAGAUUCCGUAUGGUUGGCGCCAGACGGUCACGGGGUAUACUACGUGGUGGAGUGGGUCGAGGCAGUGUCUCGUCACCGCAUUAAAGCAGAGGAAGGUUAUGCUCCCAACAUUACUCUCAGAAAAGACUCACUCUAUCUUUCAUGUUGUAGUCUCAUCGUUUUUCUUGAAAUUCUAAGGUCGUGCUUACUCUGCAUAUGUAUCUGCAUCAAAAUUUUUUAUCAAAUUAUUUCUCAUCGGAUACACCAUGCAGUAGCUAGUAAGUUGUUGCGGUUUCUCCUUCAUUCUAAGUUAUUGAUCCUUGUUCUCGUAGUUCUUCUUCCGAAAAUUUCAUGCUACUUCCUUACUCUCCCUUAAAAGUCAAGUGAGCGAGCAUGAUAUUGGCGAAUGCCAUCCAUGUAUCGCAGUUCGUGUCGUGUUUUUCUAACUUUAUUUACCGAUCAAAUUCAACAUACAUAAAGCAAAAGCACUUUCUUCUGCUUGUUCAUACUUUGCACAAAGCGGAGGACAUGUACCGGAAAUUCGAGGUCUGUGUCGAGAUCAUGCAUAAAGACGCUGGACUAGCUUUUGGCGAUGCAAUAAUAGACAACGUCGGUCUAUCACGAAACAAAGACGCUGAGCAUUCUCUUACUCUUACGGUUUUCUGAAUAUGAUCGUGGUCGCUGACAGGAGUAUCCAAAUUGUUUUCAAGAUAUAUGAUGAGAAAAAUAGAAAUUUUUUUAACAGAGCAGUAGAGAAGGCACUCUGCUGGAUUAAAGGUUGAAAUAUUUCAUUUUUACAUGCUUCUCUCACAUUCAUAUAAGCUUCCUUGCUCUUUAGAAAUGAAACGCUUCAACCUUCAACUGGAGAGGCGCUGGUAUAAUCGCGGAUUAGUUGUAGGCACAUGCUUAUUUUCAUUCAUUGGUCACUACCACGAAGAAAUAUAUUCAACGCACUUGAUGGACCGACCAGUUGUACAACUCCUCGUUGUAAAUCGAAAUCCUUUUAGUUGUAGUUUUUUACCUUUAACCACUUCGAUGCCCGUGCUGGUAGGAAGGCAACAAUAGUACUGAGUUCACAUGAUCUUCUAAUGUAUCACUGUUGUACAAUUUCGCCCACGCUGCCGCGUACAUCAAACAACCGUUCGAAAUCUUGGCGGGUAAACCUAAGCGGUGGCCUAGAGCAAACGGGUAUGGGUACGGGAGUCAUGACAAAAGGUACCGGCAUCCACAGCAGUUCAUGUUGCCGAGCUGCAGCAUCACAACAGGGACCUUAGUCAGCGGGAAGCCCGUUGAGGGUGAGUAUCAGAAGCCGCAGCAGCAACCGCCUGCCUUUUUACGGAAGAUAAACAACUACCUAAAAACAGUUCUUGUCUGACGAGGUCGUUGUCAUCACCUAUCACGACCUGCUGUACAGUUUACAUCUACAUGAUCCAGACCGAAAAAGCAAGAAAGAUAGCUUUUUAGAAGAAGGAGAAUCAAUGGACGGAUGGCUUAUGAAUAGAAAGCUGCUUCCUGGGACAUACUUCUAAUCUUCAUCGGCCUUCAUGCGGAUCUUUACACUUUCUCAGCCAGCAUUGUGGACAAACUUGUCUUGGCAUACACCUCACAGCUUUGGCUUGCUCCUAUAUGUGGAUACGAUCUUCUAGCUGAAGCAGAGCUUAAGGCUGGUUGAGCCUUUCUAUUUUUGUCCUUUCAAUGAGUGGGAUGAGUACCAAGGUACUACUUUUAUCCCUUCUGAAUGUAGUAAUAUGGUUGGUGCUGCAUCUUUCUUGACAAGUCACUGUUCGUUCGUCGAGUUGUUCCUAUUAUAGAAACAGUCAGGAAAAAUCUUCGGGAUAGCUACAGAUAUGGAAUCACUCAGUUCUAGGGUUUAGAAUUGCUUAUAAUUACAGUGGGGAAUAUUAUUGUUCAGUGAAUAAAGAAUCAAUCACCUCUAAUCGUCGUCUGGGCAAAGUCGCAGUGCUAACUGGUCGUGAGAACUACGACAGCCCACUAAAACCGUUUGAGUGGUGCACGGAUCAAAGCAGAUGCCAGGCUGCCGCGACGUCGAUGCACAAUUAAGGCGCAAUGCAAUUCAUUUCCAAGUGUCUUUUUUCGUUGUUUCCUUCUUGAUGAGGUUCAUCUGAAGAAUUCAAUCGAAGGGAGAGCAAGAGUGAGGCGCUUUGAGCUCUAACACAAGUUGUGUGACAGCGAACCCCUGAAGCUUUACGUUCGCGAAAAGCAGAAGAGCGCGAACGGGGAGAUUGUUCUCGGCGGACUUCCUGUGGAGUUGGAAAAUCAGCCUAACGCAAGAAAAGUUCCGACGUGUUAUGCCAGGAAAAUCCGUGGAUAUUUUCACCAAAUCUAUCCUUUAAUAAGUAAGUACAUGGUAAAACUAAAAGGGAGUCCGUUGAUGAAGUUGACUCAGAAGUAGGAGAAUGGAGACGUAGAAACCCAACUACUACUUGUGCAGGUUGUCCUACCACAUGUCCUUGUCCACUAGCUCUAGUUCGAGAAGUAGUUCUUGCAGCUGUGGUGCUGUCACUCGCGUAUUCAUCUUCAUGACAUCAAUGUAUCGUAUCAUGCUCGUUCAUGUCUGCUAUAGAGGAUACACGGAGAAGCAGAUCGAGACGUUAUUCAAGUUGCGAUCGGAUCCGGAAUACUAUAGUUGGAUGGGCGUUAUUUUGCGUGGGUUCAAGUAUUCCGGUGCAGUAAUGACCACCAAAGGCCCGCAUCCGUACCAAACGCUGACUACGGAGAGUCGCGACGAGGAGGUAGCCAUACAAGACCAAGCUCUCGGGGCGCCGGCUCAAGCACAACAACACGCGCAGGGCCAACUUCGAGCGGCUGCGGCGCCCCAGGAGGGCCAGCUCCUUCGUGCUGGCCCAGAGAAGAUGAAGGACAUCGCAGGUCUUCGAAUCCAGAAGGCUCACGAUGACGGGAACCAGUGGGACACCUUUGGAUAUGGCAACUUUUUCAUCUUCAUCCAUUCAUUCGUGUAUCUCUCAGUAAAGUACUCAGCAACAACAUUACAACAGCAUGGGCUAUAUGAAGCCUCGUGAUAGACAGGAAAUGAAUGGAACAUGGAACAAUUGGAAAAAAUCAAAAUGAAAAUAUGAAGCUUGUGACUCUUCCUUAUUGUCGUUAUUACCCCUCUUAGUCUUACAGCAAUUGCGUUACAUGACUUACUAGCCUAGAGAGACGCGCAGCACUUAGCCGCACUAGAAUCCACGCCCACCAUAAAAAGACACGACGCGACGCCGCGACCGCACCCACCGACAAAAGCCGGAGUGCUGCCACGCCGCGAAAAACAAAAACGCACGCCCAAGCAUGGAUGCCGGCGCGCGCCUUUAGCGUGUGCGCAAUAUGGGGGCGGGGAGUGGGCUGCUGGCGUUCCCAAUAUUUUUGGUCAUUUGGAGGCUUCUGGUGGAAAUUGCUGGGGUUUUAUUUAGCUCUUGAAGAUUGUCGAGCCCCAGCCCUAGAAGUAGGGGGCCAUAAAGUACUUAACCG
Molecule: messenger RNA, 12758 nt
Organism: Amoebophrya sp. A25
Lineage: Eukaryota; Dinophyceae; Syndiniales; Amoebophryaceae
Source: the annotation of a GenBank genome assembly